AUGACCACCGCGCAAGUGCGAGUGACCCUCAGCGGUGGAAUGGUAACCGCUGGACAACGGCACGAUAACCUCUUUCACACAGUAGCUGUGACAGGCGGUAUAUGCGGAUCAUCAGAUGUGCGAUUCCGCAGUCCAUGUGCCAUUCGCUGGACAAGUCUACCCCAACGAUCUUCAUUCUUCGGGCGGACUUACAACAACCUGGGCAGCAUAUCCGAGUGCAAGAACGGUGGGGUGUGCGUCAUCAACAAGAAGAACCGAACGGCCUGUAAGGCCUGUAGAUUACGCAAGUGCUUGAUGGUGGGUAUGUCGAAAUCGGGUUCGCGGUACGGAAGACGAUCGAAUUGGUUCAAGAUUCACUGUCUCCUCCAAGAGCAGACCAACGGAAAUCAGGGUGGCAAUCCCUCGGGCUUCGGUGGUGGAUUUCUUCCAGGAUUUCUUCCUCCAUCCCAUUCAACUCCAAGUGUCUUCAAAGACAAGGAUCGUGCAUCUCCCAGUCAAGAAGACCUAGCCCUUCAGUCACACCUGCUGCACGUGGCAAUGCUGAAACAGGAGCGCGAACGAGGCAAUAAGUCACCACAUCCGGACGAUGUAGCCUUGCAAAAUCAGCUGAGGUUACUCGCCUGGCAGAAGGAGCGAGAGCGAGCUGGUCACCACCAACAGCAGCAUCAGCCUGGCACCCCACCGAGAGACAGUACACCACCGCCAUUCAGCUACAAGCACCCAACGACCUCUCCUAUGUUUCCCGUGAACUUUGCACCGGAUAAAAUGAUGACUCUACCAUCGAGUCCACCCGAAGUCUUCCGGCCGUUCCUUCCGGUGUACAACGGCCGAACAGCUGACACACCCAGUGACAGUGGAGCAUCAUCAGCCGAUGGCAAUGAUCACGACGAAUCGCGGAGCAAUUCAGCUUUGAGUUUCUUCAAAGUUGCAUCACCAACGCUGUCCGAACGUGAAUUCCCACCGAGAAAAAUCAAUGCCACAGUCACUCUCACCACUGGCUAUCAUCCACAUCAUGGCCUUGGUCUGAUUUAUCCACCACCUGGCCUGGUAACACCAGCAGCAUCUCAGCACUCACCACGAGGUGGUGAUCUACUUCUGGUCAGUCCAAGUCCUGGUGGCUUAGCUGUCGAGCAGGAUGAGCCCAUCGAUCUCAGCAUAAGAUCCACAAGGAGUUCGCCGAGGCCCAGCAGGAGUCCGGUUCAGAACACCGAGAGCCGGCCCGAGAGCAGGGGCAAUCUCACCGAGGAGACAACAGCCAAAAGCAAACCCCUCGAUCUCACGUGUGGUGUCAAAAGGCCUGCUGAAUUAUCACUUUCGCUGUGAAUAUAGAGAUAUUAUUUUCUACAAUAUUUUUCAUCGAAUGGCUGAAGAGUGAGGCUGGACCUGGGUUCAAGCUUGACCAUUGUGUUCAAUUUGUACAUAAUAUUAUUCAAAUCACGGAGACAAUUAAUUUAUUAUUGAGUAGUUAGAUGAAAGAGUUUUAUUUUGUAUGUUUUAUGGUUUUCCCUUGAUCCCCCUUCCUUAUUGAUAAUUUUAAAUCUAUACUUGUUUCACGAGAUAAAUUAUGUACGCCCAAUUCAUAAACUUACUAGAAAGGCCAGAUGUUAAAGUGCCUUAAUAUAUAUUUAUAUAAAUAAAAUUUCAGUGGCGAUGUGAUCGAGCGAGUCGUGACCGUCAGAAAUGAAAAACUCUCAGCUCACAAAAAUAUGACCGUCAGGUGACAGUCACUGACGGUCACCCUGUAUCAUCCUCUUGUCAAUAAUCGAUCAGAUAAUAUUUGAUCACUGACAAAUUGCGCAACGUGACAAUUAUUUUCUUCCGUGCCAGAAAAUUUAUUUGGAACAGAUCGUUUGAUCACAUUCCCGCCGAUCUGUACACACUAGAAAAUGGCGAGUUAGAUUUAAGGAAAUGGCAGCCAGUAACAUUGGGCACUAAAUAAUUCUCAUCCUACGAAUCUCCAUAAAACCCCAUCAACGAAUAUUAUGUUCCUAGGGUAUAAAAAAAAAUUGUCAAUUUGUAAAUAAUGAAAAUUGAUCAUCAUAAAUCGAGAAUUUUUAUAUUGUACAUACUAGUAUGUAAGAGGUGAUGAUGAGGCCAGUAAGCGACAGAAUAAAAAAAAAAAAAAAAAAAAAAUUUUUUUUAUUUCUCAAUGGUA
Fopius arisanus is the source of this 2155-nucleotide messenger RNA. Its product is annotated as zygotic gap protein knirps-like. Gene Ontology annotation, biological process: regulation of transcription by RNA polymerase II. NCBI's taxonomy places the organism in Eukaryota, Metazoa, Arthropoda, Insecta, Hymenoptera, Braconidae. Gene Ontology annotation, molecular function: nuclear receptor activity; estrogen response element binding; zinc ion binding. The record is from RefSeq and is a predicted model, not a curated record. The transcript has 3 exons. The coding region runs from base 1 to 1323 and encodes 440 amino acids. Gene Ontology annotation, cellular component: nucleus; chromatin.